UCCCUUCCUUGCUUGACCCGUCAGCUAAUCAGCCUUUCUGGAAAACGAGGGGCUUCCGAAAACCACCCAAGGAUUUUUUUAGCAAAGUCAGCAAAUCUCCACCUACCCUGGUCAGGGAACCCCCAGCUGGGCAGUUCUUUAAAAAGGAGGACGGGAGCGGCUGUUGUCAUUCGAGGUGGAGCCUGUAUCUCCAAGAUGGAGAUCCACCCUGGGAGAAUCCUGCUGGUGCUCAGCCUUGUGGUGAGAGGCAGCGUUUGGGCUGUGGAGGGAGAGAUCCUGAGUUACGACGCUGCUCUUUCCUUGGCUGUCAAUCUCUACAAUCAGGAGUCCGGAUGGGAUGUUGUCUUCCAGCUGCUGGAAGCCAAACCUCAGCCUGAGUGGGAUCCCUCAAGUAAAGCUCGUCAGAAGCUGGACUUCACCUUGAAGGAGACAACGUGUCCAACUUCUCAGAACCUGAACCUGGAGGUCUGUGACUUCAAGGAACAAGGGGUGGUGGUAGAAUGUUCUGGAAGUUCCUUAGCCCAGCCUGGAGCGCCCAUCAUCCAAUUCAGCUGUGAGACUGCCACUCAGGGGAACCACCGUGUCAAGCGGAAUGGUUUUCGCAAGUUCAUGAGAAGACUGAAGAAAUUUUUUGCCGGAGGGGGAUCAUCCAUUGCACAUAUAAAACUUCAUUGAUGGGUGCGGAGUGCAUGAGAAGGUGAAGACAUGCUGCCCACGUGGGCUGACCCGGGCCAGUGGACAGCUCCUUUCUUACGCACCGGGAUGGAAGAAUCAACCCUGUGAAGAUGGUUAGCUGGUCUUCAAAGCGGUGCUUUCUCCGGGGGCCGAAAGAGCUUCAGAGCCCCCUUCAUUCUCUGCAACUCUUUACUGCCUUCAUAAUAAACUCCUAUCUGGUCUGCA
This is a messenger RNA of Python bivittatus (Burmese python), 900 nucleotides long. Its product is annotated as crotalicidin. Gene Ontology annotation, molecular function: lipopolysaccharide binding. NCBI's taxonomy places the organism in Eukaryota, Metazoa, Chordata, Lepidosauria, Squamata, Pythonidae. Gene Ontology annotation, biological process: antimicrobial humoral immune response mediated by antimicrobial peptide; innate immune response; defense response to Gram-negative bacterium. The record is from RefSeq and is a predicted model, not a curated record. Gene Ontology annotation, cellular component: extracellular region.